GCCCCGAGCUCCGGGGCUGGGGCGCCGCCGGCUCCGUAGAACUCGAGUAGCCCCCCAGCGUCCAAGCGAUCGUCCUGAGGAUUCGCAGUCGGACUCGGGCCUCAGCCCUUGGCUGGACCCGGGGCCCUCAGGCAGGAAAUAAAGGCUCAGUGGCCACAACUGUGCCUGGGAACCCACCUGCCUCGUGCGGCCCCGCUGACCAGCUUUCUUGUGCCUCCCGCAGGAUGGACCACUUGCCGGUGCUGCUGGCUCUGCAAGCCGUGCUGCUCACACCCCUGGCUCACUGUUCUACUGCUUCCUCCACCCUGCGCUUUGUGGCUGUGGGCGACUGGGGAGGGGUCCCCAAUGCCCCAUUCCACACAGCCCGGGAAAUGGCCAACGCUAAAGAAAUUGCCAGGACUGUGCAGAUCAUGGGCGCUGACUUCAUCAUGUCCCUGGGGGACAACUUCUACUUCACCGGCGUGCGCGACGCAGACGACAAGAGGUUUCAGGAAACCUUUGAAGAUGUGUUCUCAGACCGUGCCCUCCGCAAUGUGCCCUGGUAUGUGCUGGCUGGUAACCAUGACCACCUUGGCAAUGUCUCUGCACAAAUUGCCUACUCCAAGAUCUCCAAGCGCUGGAACUUCCCAAGCCCCUUCUACCGCCUGCAUUUCAAAAUCCCACGGACCAACAUGACCGUGGCCAUCUUCAUGCUAGACACGGUCAUGCUCUGUGGCAACUCAGAUGACUUUGUCAGCCAGCAGCCCACCAUGCCUCAAGACCUCGGAAUGGCCCGCACCCAGCUGUCCUGGCUCAAGAAGCAGCUGGCAGCAGCCAAGGAGGACUAUGUGCUGGUGGCUGGCCACUACCCCAUCUGGUCCAUAGCUGAGCACGGACCCACCCGCUGCCUAGUCAAGCACUUGCGGCCACUGCUGGCCACAUAUGGGGUCACUGCCUACCUGUGUGGUCACGACCACAACCUGCAGUAUCUUCAGGACGAGAAUGGUGUGGGCUACGUGCUGAGCGGAGCCGGGAAUUUCAUGGACCCCUCCAUGCGGCACCAGCGGAAGGUCCCCAAUGGCUACCUGCGCUUCCACUAUGGAUCCGAGGAUUCAUUAGGCGGUUUCACCUACAUUGAGAUAGGUCCCAAAGAAAUGAGCAUCACCUACAUUGAAGCUUCCGGAAAAUCACUCUUCAAAACCAGCCUCCCGCGGCGGCGAGCCAGACCCUAAACACCCAGGAGGAUUCCACAUGUCCACUCGGGGGCCUGAGGCAGGGAGCCUCUGCAAGCAUGGUGGGUGGCCCUGCGAGGACCCACUCACUCACAGGCAGCUUUCCCUCCAGCCCAUAUGCUCUGGUAGAAUGGGACAGAGCCACUGGUGGGAACGUGGACGCGUGUCCCAGCUGCCAUGUCACGCCCCUCAGCCUCUUGCUGGGGUUUGGCGAGCGAGGCAGGGGUGGGGAGGGAACGCUUUCUCCUGAAUCACUGCCAAUCAAUAAAAGAGUCGUUGUCACUGCUGCA
Messenger RNA from Jaculus jaculus (lesser Egyptian jerboa), 1501 nucleotides. RefSeq names its product acid phosphatase 5, tartrate resistant (gene Acp5). Gene Ontology annotation, biological process: bone resorption. NCBI's taxonomy places the organism in Eukaryota, Metazoa, Chordata, Mammalia, Rodentia, Dipodidae. The transcript is spliced from 6 exons. The record is from RefSeq and is a predicted model, not a curated record. Gene Ontology annotation, molecular function: ferric iron binding; acid phosphatase activity; ferrous iron binding. The coding region runs from base 225 to 1211 and encodes 328 amino acids.